CACUUGCACACUGAAGAAUGCAACGUCUUGAUUAACUUGCUUAAGGAAUGUCACAAAAACGACUGACUUCCAAUCAUAUAAUCAUCUUUUGAGUCUCCUCAGAACCGUCUCCAAGGUCUCCUCAUCCCUUUUAAGUUGUGGAACAUUUAAGCACCAACUCCAUGCAAGUAACCUGAACGGUUCAGUCUUUUUGUCAUGUAUGUGGCCUUUGGUUCUCCAACUACAUGGGAUCUGUGUUGUUAGCUCUCCGCUGCCGCCUCCCCCGCCGGUCUCCCCAAACACGGCCCGGAACCGGGCGCAGGUUGGUGUCCAUGGCGGCCGAGACCUGCAGCGCCGCGUUGAAGCCCGGGCCCACCCGGAGCAGGGCCGGCCCUGAAGAGGCUGAGGACGAUGACGAGGAGGACAACGAGGAGGCCGCUGAGGCGGCGGCCGCUCCCCCUGGAACCCCAGCCCCGCUGCUUCCCGCCGCCGCCGCGGCCGCCACAGCCGGUUGGGGGAGGGGGGCGCCCCGGGGCCGCCACCGCCGACUGCGGUCCCGGGGGUAGGCAGCAGGGCCGGGACGCGUUGCCGCGGGGCGCCCCCUAGGCACCGGCGCCGCCCGCUGCCGCCGCCCCCGGUGGUCCCGGGUCGGGCAGGGAAGCGCCACCGACAGCUGUGCGCCAUGUUCGCCCGUGAAGUGCUAUUUGGAAAUCGUUUGUACUGUUCUUGCAACUUUUCUUCAAGUUUGAAAUUGACAAAUGUUUUUAAAGACAUCUGCUGUCAUCAAGAAAUAUUUUACUUAACUGAUCUCUCUGAAGACUUGCACUUUUUAAGUGUUAAAUUGAGCCCAGGAGUUUGAGCGUAUAGUGAGCUAUGAUGUCACUGUGGCACUUCAUCCUGGGCAACGGAGCGAGACCGUGUCUCUCAACAGCAACACCACCACCACCUAGUGACUUAAAACAACCAUAAUUCUGCAGGUCUAGAUCUUGGGGGAAAAGUUAAUUAAAAGUUUAUGGGGAGGAUGUCUGACUCUGUCACCCAGUCUCGAGUGCAGUUGCACAAUCAAAGUUUAC
This is a messenger RNA of Nomascus leucogenys (northern white-cheeked gibbon), 1052 nucleotides long. RefSeq names its product C-X9-C motif containing 2 (gene CMC2). Gene Ontology annotation, cellular component: mitochondrion. The record is from RefSeq and is a predicted model, not a curated record. NCBI's taxonomy places the organism in Eukaryota, Metazoa, Chordata, Mammalia, Primates, Hylobatidae.